This is a messenger RNA of Plenodomus lingam JN3, 1209 nucleotides long. RefSeq lists its product as uncharacterized. Gene Ontology annotation, biological process: proteolysis. NCBI's taxonomy places the organism in Eukaryota, Fungi, Ascomycota, Dothideomycetes, Pleosporales, Leptosphaeriaceae. Gene Ontology annotation, molecular function: serine-type endopeptidase activity. The record is from RefSeq and is a predicted model, not a curated record.
AUGAAGUUUCUGGCCCUUUUCGCGCUUCUGCCUCUUGUCAUUGCCACUCCGCAGCCAGAGCCCAUUGUUGCGCCUCGCGAUGUUGUUCUGAUUCCAAACCAGUACAUUGUCCAGUUCAAGCCGUCUGCCAUGAUAGCUUCGUCGGUUGCUCAAUUGAUCAGAGAUGUCCGACGUUUUUUCAGAGCAGAUGUCCUACACAUUUAUGAAUUUGCGGCAUUCGGGGGCUUCGCUGGUACAUUCAGUGAGGCUGUAGCUGACGGCCUGCGCAGGCUUCACUAUAUUGCAGAUGUUGAGCAAGAUUUGGUCCUCUCACUCGACUUUGGCAAGGUUCCGGGGAUUGUCAAGAGAGCCUUUGUGACACAGAGCUCUACCUCGUCCAUCUGGGGCCUGGGUAGACUUUCCUUCAAGACGCCUAAUGCAGGGAGAUAUGUGUAUGAUUCUACUGCUGGAGCUGCCACAUGUGUCUACGUUAUCGACACUGGCGUUGAAACCACGCAUCCGGAAUUCGAAGGUCGUGCCACCUUUCUUGCCAACUUUGCCGGCGACGGGACAAACGUAGAUGGCAACGGUCAUGGUACCCAUGUUGCUGGUACCGUUGGUUCCAAAACCUAUGGUGUUGCUAAGAGAGCGAAGAUAUACGCCGUCAAGGUUCUCAAAGCCGACGGAUCGGGCGCUCUUUCAGGCGUCAUCGCAGGCAUCAAUUUCGCUGCAAACGAUGGCCCCAAAAGAAAUUGCAGAGGCACUGUUGCCAACCUAUCCGUCGGCGGCGGCAAAUCCGAGGCUCUAAAUUCAGCAGCAGCGAAUGCCGUCUCAUCAGGCAUGUUCCUCGCCGUCGCGGCCGGAAACUCUGCCCAGGAUGCUAAUAAUGCCUCUCCUGCAUCCGAAGUCAGCGCCUUCACCGUCGGCGCCACAGACUCCAGCGACAGAUGGGCAAGUUUCUCCAACUUUGGCUCCGUUGUCAACAUUUUAGCACCCGGUGUGGGCAUUCUUUCCACGUGGAAGGGUGGAGCUACGGCUGUGCUGUCCGGCACGUCAAUGGCAACACCGCAUGUUGCUGGCCUUGCGGCGUACUUUCUUGCGUUGGAGGGGAAGAAGAGUCCUCCGGCUCUUGCUCAGCGUAUCUUGGGGCUGGGUAAUAGGGAUAGAAUAACUGGGGUGCCCGCUGGUACAAUCAAUAUGAUUCCGUUUAAUGGAAAUCCUAGUGGGUAG